Cladophialophora yegresii CBS 114405 is the source of this 1569-nucleotide messenger RNA. RefSeq lists its product as uncharacterized. The record is from RefSeq and is a predicted model, not a curated record. Bases 1 to 1569 code for a protein of 522 amino acids. Gene Ontology annotation, biological process: carbohydrate transport; transmembrane transport. The transcript has 8 exons. Lineage: Eukaryota; Fungi; Ascomycota; Eurotiomycetes; Chaetothyriales; Herpotrichiellaceae. Gene Ontology annotation, molecular function: carbohydrate:proton symporter activity. Gene Ontology annotation, cellular component: membrane.
AUGCCACACCGUGAAGGGGUCAAGAAGCAAAAGAUCAACGCAUACAAUGUGUUGUUGCUGUGUUUUAUCGGCCUGGGGUCCAUGACCUACGGCUACACCGCCUCAAUUAUUGGAACCACUCUAGGCCAGCCGUCUUUCAUCGCGUACUUCGACCUCGCCACCAGGAGUAAUGGGACCGACUUGAUCAGCACCAUGAAUGGUCUCUUCCAGACUGGCGGCACUUUAGGGACUCUGAUGCUUCCAUAUGUCGCAGACAAAUGGGGUCGCAAAUGGGCGAUCGCGGUGCCCGCCGUCAUUGCUGUUGUUUCGGGCGCCUUCUUAGCCGGGAGCACGCAUAUCGCCGAGUUCUUGCUCUUUCGAUUCUUUGCUGGAGCUGCGGCUUUCAUGAUCCUCGCUGCCGUACCAAUUUGGAUGUCUGAAGUUGUCCCUGUUGACUUGAGAGGAGCAUUGGUCGAUGUGCAUGCCGUCUUUCUUAUCCUCGGUUACACUGUUCAAGGCUGGGUCGGCUUUGGGUUUUACUUCUGGGAUGGAGGCUCGGCCACGUGGCGCCCACCUUUGGCUCUCCAAUGCGCUUGGCCUCUCCUGCUUCUCUGUGGCCUUUACUGGGUGCCAGAGUCGCCACGCUGGCUUGUCAUGCAAGGCCGUAUCGAGGAAGCAAAGCAGGUUCUGUUCAAGUUGCACUCCGACCCUACGGAUCCGGACAAUGAGUUCGCCAAUGCCGAGUACUUCCAGAUCAUGAAGCAGAUCGCCAUUGACAAGACUUUGGGCAAUUCGUGGAUGCACAUGAUCAGGAAGCCAUCUUACCGAAAGCGAUGCUGGCUUGCGAUUGGUACGACGGCCAUUAUUCAAUGCUCUGGCGUGCUGGUCAUCAACAACUAUGGACCAACACUCUAUGCGAACCUUGGAUUCAGCCCCGUCAAACAACUCCUCUAUCCCGCGGCAUGGCUUACUCUUACUCUUGGAAUCAACAUCAUGGCCAUGGCGACCGUUGACCUGUUCGCUCGGAAUCGGUACAUGUCCUUCGGCGUCCUGGGCUGUAUGGUCACCCUCAUCAUCGAAGCGGCGCUAGUGGCCGAGUUUGUGCCUUCCAACAAUCAGUCGGCCCUCCUCGCGGCUGUGGCCAUGUUCUUCAUCUUCCAGAUCUUUUACGGCUUCUGUCUCGAUGGUACACAAUUCAGUUACCUCAACGAGCUGUUCCCCAGCCACAUCCGAGCCAAGGGCGUCUGUUUAGGCGUCUCCAUGAUCUCCCUCAUGAACAUCAUCUGGCUCCAGGCCGCGCCAACUGCCUUUGAAAACGUCGGUUGGAAGUUCUACCUCGCUUUCAUCAUUCCCGGAACCAUCGGCGGCCUCGUCAUGCUGUUCUUCUUCCCGGACACCAAGGGCAUGCCCCUUGAGGAAAUCGCUGCCAUCUUCGGUGACGCCGACGAAGUUGCCAUCUACCAACGUGAUAUUGAAAUCGACCACAACACCCACACCAUCAUCACUCAUGAUGGCAGUGGGGAAAAGGCCAACACGGGCGUUGUCACCGAGGAUGUGGAAAGCUCCAGGACACCCCCGAAUAGACUUUGA